AUGAGUCCCUGUUCGGAUCAAGGCCUGCCUCAAGACGACCAGCAUUCUCCAACCAGACCAACUAUUUUGUCUUUGCCAAGUCGCCAAUCCGAGGAGGAGCCCAGUUGCGGCGAUCCUUUCCCUCUUCCUCCUGCUGCUCCUUUGGACAGCACUGCUCUCUCGCUACCUGCUGUCCCCGUUGCCAGGCCACUCUACUCAGAGGCAUCCAGUCUUCCGCGUACUCUAGAAAGCUAUUUUUCCGCAAUGCCGGCACCAUUCCCUUCUGGAUGCGGCGAACAACCUCAGCCACCCUUCCAGCACUCAAGUCCUCCGAGCCAGACUCGUUCACUUCAGACGCCAUGCCCAGACCCUGUUAAGCCCAAUGCACCGGCCAGUACCGUAUCCUCUUUCUCUUCCAACUUCUUCUUCACCUCCUCACAGUCCUCCACCAUUCUGCCUCGGCUAUCUGACUCUGUCACAAACGAGCCCUCAGUCUGGGGCUCGACCUUAUACCCGGGCUCGCUGACACGGCAUGCGCUACCAGGUGAGCUACAUCCUGGUCAGCCCAGACAUGUCGGUUCUGCGAACAAAGGGGCAGCAGUUCGGGGCAGCAGUCAUCAAAGUCUGAAUCAACUUGACACGGAAGGUUCUGAUUGGAAUCGUCCUUCGGCUGUAGAAGCCAAAGGCCGCGCGGCACCUAUGCUUGGCGUAGCCUCCCUCAGUUUGGAUGAGUAA
Messenger RNA from Protopolystoma xenopodis, 714 nucleotides. NCBI's taxonomy places the organism in Eukaryota, Metazoa, Platyhelminthes, Monogenea, Polystomatidea, Polystomatidae. The record is from the annotation of a GenBank genome assembly.